Talaromyces atroroseus is the source of this 2772-nucleotide messenger RNA. Its product is annotated as putative alpha/beta-glucosidase agdC. NCBI's taxonomy places the organism in Eukaryota, Fungi, Ascomycota, Eurotiomycetes, Eurotiales, Trichocomaceae. The record is from RefSeq and is a predicted model, not a curated record. Gene Ontology annotation, biological process: carbohydrate metabolic process. Gene Ontology annotation, molecular function: hydrolase activity, hydrolyzing O-glycosyl compounds; carbohydrate binding. The transcript has 7 exons. Bases 1 to 2772 code for a protein of 923 amino acids.
AUGUCGCAGAUCUCGGCGUACUUCGCUUACCUGGUCGACAAGGUAGACAAAUGGGCCGUACUUGCGCGAGACGUGAUUGACCAAACACAGCUGCGGACUCUGGUUGGUGUGGCUGGUAUUAUCUCAUCAUUGUUGACCUCUUCAGCAUAUACCAAUGUCGCGACUUGUCCUGGUUAUCUUCUGAAAGAUGUGGUGCAAACCACUGCUUCACUAACCGCAACCCUGCAGUUGGCCGGCGAGCCGUGCAAUGUGUACGGGCAAGACAUUGACGACUUAAAGCUGUUAGUCGAGUACCAGACUGACGGCCGUCUUCACGUCAAAAUCUAUGAUGCUGCAGAAGACGUCUAUCAAAUUCCGCCCGAAGUUCUUUCCUUCCCCCAAGGGAACAACGACACAGCCACCCCAUUGCUCAAGUUCUCAUACAUCGAAUCACCGUUUUCAUUCGUAGUACAGCGUAGCGAUACUAACGAGACCUUAUUUGAUACUUCUGCUGACCCCUUGGUUUUUGAACCGCAAUACGUGCAUCUGCGCACAUUGAUGCCACAAAACCCUAAUAUCUAUGGAUUGGGUGAGGAUGUGGAUUCGUUCCGCCGGCAAACCGAUAACUACAAGAGAACAAUCUAUAAUGUGGGCGAUGCUUUUCUGCCCAAGAACGCCAAUCUAUACAGCAGUCAUCCGAUAUACGUGGAAAUGAGAGAAGGGAAAGCUCAUGGAGUAUAUAUCGCCAGCAGUAGUGGCAUGGAUAUUUUCAUCAACAAAACAGAAACGGGCCAACAGUAUCUCGAGUACAAUUUGAUUGGCGGUGUUCUCGACUUCUAUUUCUUCGCAGGCCCAGGUCCUCUUGACGUGGGACGGCAAUACGCCGAGGUUGUGGGCGCGCCCGCCGAGCAAGCCUAUUGGACUUACGGCUUUCAUCAGUGUAAAUAUGGAUAUGGGGAUGUUAUGAUGGUAGCAGAAGUUGUCCAGAACUACUCCCAAGCAAACAUUCCUCUGGAGACAGUGUGGUCAGAUAUUGACUACAUGAACCUACGACAAACUUGGACAUUGGAUCCCGAUCGGUUUCCUCUUCACAAGGUCCGCGAACUUGUAACGUAUCUUCAUGACCAUGACCAGCAUUACGUCGUCAUGGUUGACCCUCCAAUUUCCGUCGAUGAUGCAGACUCCUAUGACAAGCUAAUACAGAGUGAAUCCUAUUUCAGAAACAACGAUGGCUCCGUGUUUUUAGCUGGCAUGUGGUCUGGUGCUACAGCGUUUGUCGACUGGUUUCAUCCAAAUGCUCAGGACUAUUGGAGUGGGCAAAUACUGUCCUUUUUUGACGAGCAGACAGGCGUGGAUGUUGAUGCAAUUUGGAUUGACAUGAACGAGCCUGCUAACUUUUGCCCAUAUCCCUGCGAGGAUGCAAUUGCCUGGGCCAAAGAUGCCGGUGUACCUCCUGCACCACCAUCAUUGCGAAAGUCAUGGCCCCGAUUACCCGAUUUCCCAAAUGACUUUCAGCCUCCAAGCGCACAAAGCCUUAGCAAACGAGAAGCCGAUGGAGAACGUCUUGGGCUUGCUGGUAGAGACCUUCUGAACCCGCCUUAUCCUCUUGGAACAAUAGACGGAAUUAUCUACGGGGGCUCAAUUUUCACGGACAGGUACCAGUAUGGCGGUUAUGCGUUUUACGACACCAAAAACUUGUUUGCCUCGAGCAUGAUGCAGGCGACACGAAAUGCCAUGCUGGAGCGACGACCUAAUAAGCGCCCCUUAAUUAUUUCGCGGUCCUCUUUUGCGGGAGAUGGCAAGCGUUCUGGACACUGGACUGGAGACAAUAUCUCGUCCUGGGAUCACUACCGCAUUUCAAUUCGACAAAACAUCGAAUUUGCAGCCAUCUUCCAGAUGCCAACUAUCGGCGCCGAUGUAUGUGGCUUCAACUACGAGACGUGGGAAACACUCUGCACACGAUGGGCUGUCCUAGGCGCAUGGUAUCCCUUCUAUCGCAACCAUGCCGACAUCACCGCGCCAUUCCAAGAAUUCUACCGAUGGCCACAAGUAGCCGAUGCAGCUCGUGCGGCAAUCAAGACCCGCUACCAACUCCUGGACUAUUUCUACACUGAAUUCCACUAUCAGACCGUCGACGGCACGCCGAGCACUAUCCUACCGUUAUUCUUCCUCUAUCCAAAUGACCCAAACACAUUGAACAUUGAACUACAAUUCUUCUAUGGCCCAUCGAUCCUCGUCUCCCCAGUCACGGACGACGAAUCGACUAUUGUCACAUUCUAUCUACCUGCCGAUACCUGGUAUGACUUCUUCACGGGGGAAAAGUUAUCUAUUGAAUCCUCUUCGCAAGGCACCUGGAUCACCCGCAACGACGUCGCCUACGAUGAGAUCCCAGUGCACAUCCGCGGCGGAUCAAUUAUUCCCAUGCGCAUCGAUGGCGCAAACACGACCACGCAAUUACGCCAACUCGACUUUGAGUUGAUCAUUGCUCCUGGGACGGACGGCCAUGCGGAGGGGAGAUUGUAUCUCGAUGACGGAGAGAGUGUGGACCAACCUAUCAAUGAGGACGGCGUUCGUGCUACGAGUGAGAUUUUUUUCACAUAUGACUUGCAAACUGCCAAGUUGCAUGUUCGUGGCCAGUUUGGAUAUGAUACGAAUGUUAGGAUUGCGAGUGUGUCUGUUCUUGGGGAUGGGAAGACCGAGCAUAAUGUAGACCAAACACCGACGCUGGCUCGGUUCCAGUACGGUCGGACGGUUACUGUGGAUAGAACGCUGACUGGUGAUUAUUACAGCUGA